Molecule: messenger RNA, 738 nt
Organism: Venturia canescens
Lineage: Eukaryota; Metazoa; Arthropoda; Insecta; Hymenoptera; Ichneumonidae
Gene: Grx5
Product: Glutaredoxin 5
Exons: 3
Coding region: 227-643 (138 amino acids)
Cellular component (GO): mitochondrial matrix
Source: RefSeq, a predicted model, not a curated record
UUUCUCUUCCUCGGUUACGGGUUACGGGCUACCGCAAACGCGGCUGCUGAUCACGCGGCGAUCUUACGUAUUUUUAUCGAACAGCUGAUCAUCGCAUUCCCUGUUUUUUUACCUUUUUGUCUUUUCGCGACACGGUUGUCACAUAACCUUGAAUACUGUAAGAAAUAAAGAAUACCGAUUUUUAGUCGUUUCGGUUAGCUCGUGAUUAUAAUUUCGACAGUGAAAAAUGUUUGCUUUUCGAAAUGUCGCGAAAUUUACGAAUUUCGCUAGAACUUUCGCCAACACUAGUGAAAACAUCGGAAACUUAGUGAAAAAUAACAAAGUUGUGGUAUUCAUGAAAGGAGUACCGGAAGAACCAAAAUGUGGAUUUAGCAACGCCGUCGUUCAAAUAUUGAGAAUGCACGGCGUCAAGUAUGACGCCCACGAUGUACUGGAAGACGAAACACUUCGACAAGGUAUUAAAGAUUUCUCAAACUGGCCGACGAUACCUCAGGUUUUUAUAAACGGAGAUUUUGUCGGCGGAUGUGACAUCCUCCUUCAAAUGCACCAGAACGGAGAGCUCAUCGAAGAACUCAAAAAAGCUGGAAUUACAAGCGCUCUCUUAGAAGCUAAUCAGGAAACCUCUAAGAAUGCAAAGGAAUAGCUUCGCUCUUUACAGAUCUGUAUAUAAUCUCUACAAGUCGCCAACCGUUAGUUAUAAUUUUAUUUCUUUGUUUUCAAUAAAAGGUUUCUAGAGAA